Messenger RNA from Drosophila guanche, 521 nucleotides. Its product is annotated as lipopolysaccharide-induced tumor necrosis factor-alpha factor homolog. NCBI's taxonomy places the organism in Eukaryota, Metazoa, Arthropoda, Insecta, Diptera, Drosophilidae. Gene Ontology annotation, molecular function: zinc ion binding. The record is from RefSeq and is a predicted model, not a curated record. The transcript is spliced from 3 exons. The coding region runs from base 60 to 398 and encodes 112 amino acids.
ACAUCGAACGCUUCACACAUCAAACGGAAACAGUAGCCACACAGAGCAGCAGCAGAAUCAUGGACGAUAAGCCCUCCACAGCUCCACCGGAAUACGACCAAACUUUUAGCCGUGCACUUCCCCCGCAGGUGGUUGUCCAGCAGCCGGCUCCUGUCAUAAUGCAGGCGCCCAAUGUGCUGGGCGAUAGGCCGUCCAUGGCCACAUGCCCGAGCUGUGGUGCCCGCAGGAAUACGGCCGUCACUUUUGAGCCCAACACCAAGACGCAUCUGCUGGCGGUCGGCAUUUGCCUGUUGGGGGGCAUCUGCUGCUUCUGCAUUCCGUACUGCAACGACUCCUGCCAGACGGCCAAGCACACUUGCACCAGGUGCGGUGCCUACGUGGGCUCCUACAAUAACUAGCAGGGCCGCGAGAGGAUAUUCUUACACACAUGCAUAUGUACAUAUGUACGUAUGUGUUUUUGUAUACAAAUAUAUAUAUGUUUGCACCUAAUUAUGAAUAAAACAAUCACAUUCCAAUUGCAA